Struthio camelus australis is the source of this 1018-nucleotide messenger RNA. RefSeq names its product gamma-tubulin complex component 3. Gene Ontology annotation, biological process: microtubule nucleation; meiotic cell cycle; cytoplasmic microtubule organization. Gene Ontology annotation, molecular function: gamma-tubulin binding; microtubule minus-end binding. The record is from RefSeq and is a predicted model, not a curated record. Lineage: Eukaryota; Metazoa; Chordata; Aves; Struthioniformes; Struthionidae. Gene Ontology annotation, cellular component: centrosome; gamma-tubulin complex; spindle pole.
UUUUUCUCUUGUGAUGCUCUGCAGGUUUUCAGCACCGUCUGAUCGCACAGUCAGUGUCGUUUUUGGCUCUGUUUUCAAGGAGUUCAUUGUGCCAAGUUCUUUGAUCUUGGGUUAGCAGCUAGUAUCACAGUUACCAUGCAAGUUUAGUGGCUGUUUUGUGGGGUAUUUGGUUUGGCUAAAAAAGCAUUACCAAGCUGGUUUGAUGGCUAUUGCUGUCCUUUUGGUCUUUAACAUGCCAUCUCUUUGAAUUUUUUACAGAGCUUUCUGGGGUGCUGCAUCAGUGUCACGUUCUGGCAUCAGAAAUGGUCCAUUUCAUUCAUCAAAUGCAGUAUUACAUUACAUUUGAGGUACUGGAAUGUUCAUGGGAUGAACUCUGGAACAAGGUCCAACAAGCGCAGGACUUGGAUCACAUAAUUGCAGCUCAUGAAGUUUUUCUGGACACAAUCAUCGCUCGGUGCUUGCUGGAUAGUGACUCCAGGGUACUUCUCAACCAGCUUCGGGCUGUUUUUGAUCAGAUCAUUGAGCUCCAGAAUGCCCAAGAUGCAAUGUAUAGAGCUGCUUUGGAAGAGUUGCAGCUGAGGUUGCAAUUUGAAGAGCGAAAGAAACAGCGUGAGCUUGAGGGCGAAUGGGGUGUAACUGCGUCAGAAGAGGAGGAAGAGAACAAGAGGAUAAAAGAAUUUCAAGAAUCAGUACCCAAAAUGUGCUCGCAGCUUCGCAUACUUACUCAUUUUUACCAGGUGCCCCUUAGUUCUUUCUGUAGAUGGAUUUGAGGUUUUGAUACGUAGAAAUCAAUUUCAAAUGCAGCUUAGAUGUGACUACUGCAUUCCUGUGUGCCAUUUUUUGGAUGUGGUCUUCAGUUUUGCGGCUUUGUUUAGAAGUUUGUAUUCACUGUUCCUCAACAGAUUUUUGUGAUUAGCUGUGUUCCCCUGACAAAGAGGGAUAGGCUCUUCAUGUAGGUCUCCUCCUUCUUUCAGGAGGGGAAGGAAUGGUGGGGGUGUCUUGGUGUAAUCUGAGAAAA